Polyodon spathula (Mississippi paddlefish) is the source of this 3185-nucleotide messenger RNA. Its product is annotated as TBC1 domain family member 20-like. Gene Ontology annotation, cellular component: endoplasmic reticulum membrane. Gene Ontology annotation, biological process: endoplasmic reticulum to Golgi vesicle-mediated transport; positive regulation of GTPase activity. The coding region runs from base 177 to 1442 and encodes 421 amino acids. The record is from RefSeq and is a predicted model, not a curated record. NCBI's taxonomy places the organism in Eukaryota, Metazoa, Chordata, Actinopteri, Acipenseriformes, Polyodontidae. The transcript is spliced from 8 exons. Gene Ontology annotation, molecular function: GTPase activator activity.
ACGCACGGCGAGCGCUUUUGCAGUCAGACUGUCGGGCCUCGCUGAGGGAAGAGUGAGUAGGAUGAAGGAUGGAGAAACACUGAGAGGAAGAGGAGACGCAUCGGGGGAACUCUGUGUAUUUUCUCGUGUCAGUUUUAAUAACAGCAGCAGCAAAAAAUGAGCCGAGCGGCAAGAAAAUGUAUUUAAAGAAAUCAUGCAGCGUCGGCGCUACCUCUCGUUUAAACGGAAUCGGGAAGCAAGAUCAUGAGUCUAAACGGAAGAGGAAGAUGGCUGAGAUUUCUCAAGCCCUGACCGCGACUCCCGUGGACGUGGCAGCGCUGAGGCGCAUGGCGAUCAGCGAGGGGGGGCUCCUGACGGACCAGAUCCGCUGUAAAGUGUGGCCCAAACUGCUGAAUGUCCAGACUGAUGACCUGCUGGACAAACCAGGAGCAGCACUGCGAGAAAACAACAAAGAUUACCAGCAGGUGCUGCUGGAUGUGCGGCGGUCUCUGCGGCGAUUCCCACCUGGGAUGCCGGAUGAGCAGCGGGAGGGGUUGCAGGAGGAGCUCAUCGAUAUCAUCCUGCAGGUCCUGCUUCGGAACCCCCAGCUGCACUACUACCAGGGUUACCAUGAUAUCGUGGUCACCUUCCUGCUGGUCGUGGGAGAGAAGCUGGCCACAGCACUGGUUGAGAAGCUCUCCACGCAUCAUCUCAGGGAUUUUAUGGACCCUACCAUGGAUAACACUAAACACAUUUUAAACUAUCUGAUGCCCAUCAUAGAGAGGGUGAACCCAGAAGUGCAUGAUUUCAUGCAGAGGGCGGAGGUGGGCACCAUCUUUGCUCUCAGCUGGCUCAUCACGUGGUUUGGCCACGUCCUGUCAGACUUCAGACACGUGGUCCGGUUGUACGAUUUCUUCCUGGCCUGUCACCCCUUGAUGCCCAUUUACUUUGCGGCUGUGAUCGUGCUGUACAGGGAGUCGGAGGUCCUGGAGUGUGAGUGUGACAUGGCCUCGGUGCACCACCUGCUCUCCCAGAUCCCACAGGACCUGCCUUACGAGACCCUCAUCAGCCGAGCCGGAGACCUCUUCGUCCAGUUCCCCCCCUCGGAGCUGGCCCGCGAGGCCGUGCAGCAGCAGAGUCAGAGUUGCAGCAGGUCUUCUGUCCCGGAUAAUUUCGUGCUUCCUCAUGAUGUUUGUUCCCUGCGCAGGACGGCUGUUUCAACAUUCAAGGACUUCGAGCUGGUCUCUGCACAGCAGCGUCCGGACACGGUGCUCAGAUUGCGCUUCAAGGAGCAGCGUACCAAGGAGGUGGACAGCAAGGCUGUGCUGGCCCGACCAAGGAGCAGUCGCUUUGUGAAGCUGGCAGUGAUGGGGCUCACAGUAGCCCUGGGUGCUGCUGCGCUGGCAGUGGUCAACACCGCGUUCCAGUGGGCUCCCAAGAUCGACCUGCAGCUUUUCCCAUAACUGGAGGAAUAUGGUUUUGUUUUUUGUGUAUUCCCUUUAAAAAAUGUCCCAGAAUGACUUUGGGAAGACUGUUUAUCCUUCAUUUGAAAGGACAGUGAAUCGUUUUCUGUUGCAGCAGCAAUGUCUGGAACUGCCUUUCAUUUCUUUUGCCAUUUCCAGAGGCUGCUGGUGUUUCUGAAGGUGUGGAUUUCUUCUCCUCGUGUUUUAAGAAGCAUUAACACAUUUCAGUUUGCGUUGAAGAAUAAGCUACUCCAGGAACCCCUUUAGGCAGAAAGAGAAGUUGUUGGGCUAUGUGACAAAUAUUCAUUGAUUGCAUAUCUACAGGCGUAGUGAAGGGUAUGGCAUAGUGAAGUGGCAAUACAUCAACUUUUUACUGACCAAAAAAAAUCUUUAGAAUUAUUAUUAUUUUAUUACCUUUCCCCAUUUGCAUAAUGAUAUAAACAUGCAUAUAAUAACCAUACACAAGGUAUUUAUACACUGUAGACUGAAAAUAUGGAAAUUGUGUAGGGCUUUAUUAGAGUGUUAACUAAUUGUAAUUUGACAACAGUGCAUACCUGUACCAUUUCAGUUAGAAGCCCAAACUAUAUAUUCCUCCAUUACCCUGGAGGUCCAGUUUCCUUGGAAGCUUUUCCUGUACUUCAUCCACUCUGAACAGGCCGUUCACCUGGGAGCACAGCUUUACCAGAGUAACUGCCACUGCUAUUCCUGGGCUUGUGCAGGAGGCUGUGCGGUGGCUGCUCCUUCCUGUAGUCUCACAAUAAGGAAAGAGAGCUUGUGCUGUGUAGCAGCUGGCUGUUAUAGAGUCCCCCCUGUUUAACACUGUUAUCCAUGCAGGAAGUAUAUACUGCGAGGGCGUACCUGUGACGGGUGUACUGCUGUGCCAUGAUCUCUUUUAUACAGUGCACUGCAGUAACUGUCUGCUGGGCGUUCUCAGACCUGUAGAAAGGUUGGCAAUAUUGAAAUAGUUUGGAGCUUUGAACACUGCAGUUGCCAAACUACUUCAGCCGUUAUUGCCAAAGCUAGUAGUCCUGUAGACUUCUGUAUUAUCAUGAUCAUUUUUAAUAUGAUUUGUAUACAUGUGGGUAGUUAACCUUAUUUAAAACAAACAAUCUAAAGUAAGGCAGACCAGCAUGACUGUUAAUUACCAGUCCCUACAUCUUUAUUGUUUUGUACACAUUUUACAUGGCCAAAAAUGUUAAUACUGGAGUACAGCGCUUACCCAAGAUAAUGUGUAACAAGUUAAAGGUUUUGCAUCAUGGAUGUACAGCAGUAUAACAGUAUCAUGAAUGCAAAUGAACUCUAAUGGGUUCUAGAAUGCAGACUGAUGCAGCCGUCAGGCAUGUUAAUGGUAUCUCGUGGUUCAGUCUGGUUUGGCUAAAAGCUAAGCCGAUUCUGUUCGGAAGGUUGUUUCCACUUCAGCAUGUCCAUUUGCACCUCCGCUGGCAUUCCUGAUGAUCUUUCCUAUGGAAGCAGGCAAACCCCUUUUUACUUUCAUUCCUGGAAUCUGCUGCUGUGUAACAGCUGGCUCGUGGUUUUGAGCAGACUGUCCAAAUGAAUUCGUGCAGCUUUCAGCUGGUAGGACUUUAAAAAGAAGAAGAAAAAAAAACCUUUCCUGAAACACUGCAUUGCACAAACAGACUCUUUUUAUUCCAGAGCAAGGCACUGUAUGACUGAUUUUGUUCAUGUACAUUGUAUCUGUUGUCUUAUGCUGACUUAAACCACUUCAAUAAAAGUUAAAAUAAC